GCUUCGCGGAUUCCUACCUCCGACAAUCCACUGUUUCUCGCGCCCCCGGAUGUGCACCACCAGUUUACCUGCGCGAUUCAGAGUCAUCAGCAUGCCGAUGUUGAUCAAGCUGCGCUGCUUCUUGUCGAGACCUGGUCAUGUCCAUGCGUGUCCCCAACACCAUUCGGUCACGAGCUCUUGACCGGCUCGACAUCUCUUCUUGGACCUCUUCAAUUACUGUCUUCGUACACGCUCUAUCAUGCGGUCACUUUACUCUUCUAGAACCUCAGUUCGUCAAACCUUCGCCUCUCGAGGCGCGUAGAACAGUUCGGUGUUUAGCCCCCCUCAUUCAGCAUAGAGACAGUGGCGUGGACAAAUUAACCCGCAUCUUGCUCGAUCUUAGCCUAAGACGAGAUCUUGGACGAUAUCCACUGCCAAUCCAAAAGCACACUGAAAACAGACGACCUAUCAUAACGGAGCCAGAUAUUAUAAAGAACGUUGCCAAAGGUGGCUUAGCACCAGAUGAUAUCGACUACGUCAUCUACUCGCAUGUACAUUGGGAUCAUGUAGGCGAACCGCGCGACUUCCAACUCUCAACCUUCGUUGUCGGCCAUGGGCCACUCACGCUGCUAGCUGCUACAUCUCCUAAGUUUCGCGGGGGUCACUCUGUCUUCGAACCUGAUCUAUUACCGGAAGAACGGAGUAUCGAGUUAUCUGAUCCAUCUAGCGACAGUCUCAGGAACCAAGAUUCCGCCGUAGCACCAGGAACAUUGAACUUCAACGCCCCAUGGCGCCCACACGGCUCUAUCCCACAAACUAUCGACCUCUUCAACGACGAUAACCAUCAGAUCUACCCAGACGAUGAUGCAUGCCAUGAUCGACGAUUUCUGACUGGAGAAAAAGAAACCGAUGAAUGGACUGACGCUGAGGGUCAUGUUUGCUGUAUACAUGCCAAUCGCGAACAAGCUGAGGAGACUAUCGGGAGAAUUAGGGUGCUGGAGAAAGAGAGUAUUGGGGUUAUUUUUGCGCAUGAUUUUGAGUGGGAAGAUGAGUCGAGGAAUAGGUCAAAAUUCUUCGGUGUUGAGUGA
This is a messenger RNA of Macroventuria anomochaeta, 1067 nucleotides long. RefSeq lists its product as uncharacterized. The transcript has 5 exons. Lineage: Eukaryota; Fungi; Ascomycota; Dothideomycetes; Pleosporales; Didymellaceae. Bases 138 to 1067 code for a protein of 309 amino acids. The record is from RefSeq and is a predicted model, not a curated record.